This is a messenger RNA of Oncorhynchus masou masou (cherry salmon), 4664 nucleotides long. It is a transcript of the gene pbxip1a, whose product is annotated as pre-B-cell leukemia homeobox interacting protein 1a. Bases 496 to 2856 code for a protein of 786 amino acids. Lineage: Eukaryota; Metazoa; Chordata; Actinopteri; Salmoniformes; Salmonidae. Gene Ontology annotation, cellular component: membrane. The transcript has 10 exons. The record is from RefSeq and is a predicted model, not a curated record.
AUAUGUUAUUUACAUGUAUUUUAUUAUUUAGGGGAAAGUGUUGUGUGUGUGUGGUCAACGCGUGGCUAUUGUACGCGGAAGCGAGUGCUUAAAUGUGGGAGUGAUUGUAUGCAGCCUUCGUUUACCAUUGGAUGUUGAACAAAGUGGGCUAUAUAGUGUCUACAAAAAUUUUGUUUCCAGUGAAUUUGGCGUCAUGACUUCUACUCUUACUUCACUUCUCACAGAAGCAAACUGAUAAUUCACACGACGAAAAUGUAAGACUCGGGCAAAAAAAGAUAACAUGUCGCCUGGGUUUGUCAAAGAUUAACCCACAGUUCUGAAUUUGUUUGCUACCUUUAACAACUAGCCUCCAGCCUCAUUGCCAUCUGGAUCUGACAUUUUUUUGGUCGUAUCUGAGCGGCACAGAAGUAUAGAAACAAUUGAGUCUACAGUGUGAGGCCCUAACCAAGCAAUGAGGAAUACGUUGUAGUUUCUGUGCUGAGCCUCAAGGGGGCGAUGUCUGACAACAGCAGCAGCACAGGUAGCAGCCGCAGCGGAUCCUUGACCACCAGUUGGACCAUGCUGUCCCCAGAGGAAGCUGCUGAAAUUGUUGAUUCUGUGGAUGGUGGAACUGAGUGUCUUUGUGAUGUCCCUAGUCUGUCAGAGGAAGUCACAGGGGCCACUGAAGAGUCUAAGCCGAGUGACCAGGAGACUCCAAUAGAAACAGUGUUGUCAGAGGAGGGCCAACAGGAAAUGGCUCCUGAUACCUGUGAGGGCCCUAUCCCCUCCAGACCUACCCUGUUAAGCCCAUCCCCGACUAGCGGUGUGCCCCUUGACCAUGACCUGGAGAGUCAACCUGAACCCCCCAUCAUCCAUUCUAUGGUAACCAGCUCCCCCACUGACUAUGAGCAACUUGCUGCCAUGCCCUUUGUCACUCAUGUCGACCUACCAUUGGAUGCAUCCUUCACAGAACCACCCCCCUCAGAGGUUGAGCCUGAGUUGAGCCCUGUCCCUGAGAGCUCUCCUCUUGGUACCCACACUGAUACAGGCCCUGUACCUGAGAGUAUUGCCCUAGAGACUAGUGCCCCUAGUGCCAAACACGACCUAAGCAUUCACACAGAGACUCCCACCCCAACGGGCCCCCCAUCUGUCACUGAUAUUGGCCCUGCCCCAGAAAGCCCAGCCCCUGAUAGUCCUCCUCCAGAUACCAUUGGUUCAGAGGAUGCAGCACAAGAGCCAUCACUGGAAACGGGGGAGACAGAAUUACCUGAAAAAGUGACCGAUAUACCAAAGGAAAAAGAAUCUCCCAGUAGCUUUGACUUUGGAAGAGCUGACACGAGUGCUGAGGAAGGAAAUGGUCUGAGGAGGAGAAAUGUGGCACCAACAAUGACAUCGGAGGAGGAAGAUGAUGAUGAGGAGGUGGAGUUCAAACUGGCAGAGAGGAAAGGGGGGAAGAAGGGCUUCUCUAUGAACACAUGCAUUGUGGCAGCCCUGGUCCUGCUCUGUCUCGGGUCCCUCUUCCUCUCCGAUGACUCGGAUGAGCUGAGUGGGGCAGAACAAAACCAGGACUGGCUAAACGAUCCUCAGAAGAUGAAGGAGCUUUUGGACAAACUGACACAAGAAAAUCAUCAAAUCUCCCAGUUAGAAACACAGCUCCAGGCCCAUAAAGAAGAACUUGACUCAGCACUAAAUGCAGGAUCAGCAAUGGGUAAUGAAAACAUAAAAGGAGAUUUGGAGCAAGAAAAUACUAUGAAAGAAGAGUUGUCAUCCCUGCCUGGCCUGAAGGAGGAGAUGGAGUCGCUGAGGGCCAGAGUGACCAAACUGUCCCAACUCACUGCAGCCAACCAGGAUACAGCCCCACUGCCCUCAAGCCCAACUCCAACACCUACUGGCCAACAUGGAAUUAGCAACCAGAGUAGGACCACAGUAGUGCCCGAAAGGAGGAGUGACCUGAGAGAGGGUGCCAGGGUGAAGGAAGAGCUUCAGAGGCAGAAGGUGCCGUUGGAGGAAAGCAGGAAGAGACUGGAGGGGAGGAAGAAGGAUGAAGGGUACCAGAAGAGGGUAAGGGACAGCCUGGCUGAUAUCCAGAGGAGGCUCAGUGAGCAGGUGGAGAAGAUGGGGAGGAGUGAGGGCAAGAAAAAGCCAUGGGAAAGCAGGAACAAGAAUGGGAAAAAAGGCAAGGACAACAGUGAAGGCCACUGGAAAAAGGAAGAGAAGGAGUGGAAGGGAGAGAAGUACUGGAAACACUGCAUGGAGGGCAGAUGGAAGGAGAAAGAUGAGAGGGACUGGAAGGCUAACGAAGAGAACUCCCAUAAAGAGGCCUGCAAGAAAUCCCAGGAUAAAUGGGAGAGGGAGAAGAAUGAGCGCAGGCUGGACAGGGAUAAAAGAAAGCAGGAGAGGCUCUGGCAGUCCAGGAAAGACUUCAAGAAAGAGUCCAAUCACCAUCAACAAGACUCCAACUAUCAGGAGCAACAUCAGCCCCACCAAUAUGAACACACCAGCUUCUGGAAGCACCAGGAAGAGCAACUUGGACGCAACGUUCGCCCCCUGGCGGGCUGCGGCAGUGUUGAGGACUGCGCUAGCCAGGAAGGGCUCGUUCCCGUGGAACUGUCUGAAUUUGAGGAGUUGUUCGAUGGCUACUUGAGCAAGCUGGAGGGGGCUACGUCGGACAGCAAGGCCGAGAUCCAGAAGCUGGCCGCCAUGUUUUUCCGAGACGGUGUGUUCGUCCAUGACAAAGUUCUCUUCAGUGACUUCGUUGAAGAUGUGGCGGACAUUUUAGAGGACAUGGUGGACAUUUUGGAGGAUGAUGACUCCCUGGAGGAGGCGAUGGAGGAGUUUGAGCGAGAAGCUUUGUGGAAGUUUGCAGCCACUACAUAGAUAGAAAUAAUCCAGAAGAAGAUGCAACAUCAAGAUACAGCACUGGUAUUCCAUGGUGGUAUACAGCAGGUGUUUUAAAGCUUCCGAAACAAGGAGUGAUCUUGCAUUUCGUAAACAUGUCCCUAUCUCUGCAUCUAUAAUUAGCUGAAAUCGUUCUUGUCUUUUGGGACUCAAUCGUUACCUCAUGUCAGUUCAUGUCAUGUUUUCAAUUCCAAUCCCUACAUGUUGACAGUUGUGUGGAGUUGGUUUGCAUAAAGUGUUUGGCACUUGUAAUGUUGCAGUUCAAGAUUAAAACAGGAUAAGAUUCACAGCAAUGUGAACUCUAUGUUCCCACAACAACUGAUUGCCGAUCAGUCUCUCCUCUGUCAUCGUCAGGAUCAGAUCUAGUUGAACCGGUUCUGUAUCAGCUCUGAUAGCUUCUGUUGUAUCGGCUCUAUACAGUGCUGUGUAGGCGCUAGGCCCUUAGUGGUUGGUUUCUGUUUUUUGCUAUUUGUCUUACCAUUUGAGUAUAAUGGUCAGUGAAAGCAGAACAUUCUGGAACAUUUUAAUGAAAGCAGAAGGUGCCAGGACGGGGGCCCAGCUCUGCUGCCUCAAUCGCUUUGGCACAAGCAGGAGUUCUUACUACUUAUUCACACUGAGCUCAUGUGGUGUCCUAACGUGGCAGCAAUCAAUUCUAAUAUAGCACAGUGUACUAUGCUGAGUUAGACAUUGAUAAAGGAGUGCAAAACCAAAUUGGCAAUUUGACACAUCUGAACUAUUGUUUUUGACACAUUUUGAUCAGUCAAUGGUAUUUUCAAUAAGCACUCUUAUUGGUCGCAUUUUCCUUUUUAUAGUUAUUUUGAUUACGGUGAUAUAACCUGGAAAAUAUGUCAAUGAGAUCGGUUUAACUGAUGUUUUGUCACGCAAUGCCAUUUACCUUGAGUUCAUGCCAGAUUUCAAAGUCAAACUAAGUACAAGGUUAUGACAUUAGUACAUAUUAAAGGAAUGGAUGGUACUUUACAAGAGUUGAACCUGUACAUAUUUCUGGAUGACUUUUUAUUUUUCUCUGUCACAAGACUCGUCCCUAACGACUCGUCCCUAAUUUAACUUAGCAUUUUAACAUCAAACCAACACUAGCUGUUCAAAUGUCAUGUCCUUUAAAGUAUAUAACGUGAAAGAAAUUGCUUAAGUUUUAUUUUGAAGAUUUUGUUUCUUCCAGCGACGUGACUUUUUUAAAAUGUAUACGUCAAUUUUCACAUUUGGAUUGACAGUGUUUGACUGACAACUAAAUUGGUUUGCUUCUGUAAAGCUGAAGAAUUCAAACUAUUUGUUGACUUGAUUGGUUAUGGUCUGGUUAUUUUUUGGGGGUCUUUUGUGAAGAGAAAAAAAUGUAGGAGGUUACUCCUUUUGUGAAUUUAAAAGAUAUAAGUAAUAUUUUAAUGUUUUUGGUUGAAUUUAAAUACCUGUAAAUGUAAAUACAUUGUUCAAGCUUUUUGACCAAAGAAGUCUAGCGAUGAUGUGGAUAAAUACUUAAAAUAAUAAGCAACUUGAGCGGUUAUAAACAAACUGCAUAAAAUGAGGAAAUUAAGUUUUUUUUUUUUUUUUUUUUUACUCUCCAAAAUGCACAUGAUUACAUGUGUAACAAAAUGUUAUUUUCCAAUGGACAUAUCCUUUAGAUAACUUAGGAGUCAGGACAGUCCCAGUUUAGCAUUUAAUAAAAUUUAGUUAAGUUGAAUGAGUAGUCUAGUCUCAGCAGCCAUCUCUCUUAGUGGGUUUGUGUUGGACUUUUAAAUUAACAUGACAAUAAAAAUCUUCAUCUUGAAAGAUAA